Messenger RNA from Mobula hypostoma (lesser devil ray), 2563 nucleotides. It is a transcript of the gene cyp24a1, whose product is annotated as 1,25-dihydroxyvitamin D(3) 24-hydroxylase, mitochondrial. The transcript is spliced from 12 exons. Lineage: Eukaryota; Metazoa; Chordata; Chondrichthyes; Myliobatiformes; Myliobatidae. Gene Ontology annotation, cellular component: mitochondrial inner membrane. The record is from RefSeq and is a predicted model, not a curated record. Gene Ontology annotation, molecular function: iron ion binding; monooxygenase activity; heme binding. Gene Ontology annotation, biological process: cellular response to peptide hormone stimulus; cholesterol metabolic process; C21-steroid hormone biosynthetic process. The coding region runs from base 2 to 1546 and encodes 514 amino acids.
UAUGUUGCUGUUUACAAUUGGAGAUUUAGUUUCAAAAAUGCGAUUUCAAAUUAAAAACGCAAAUUUGCUUCUGAAAUUUUUAAGAAAAGAGAACAAAUUAAGGGAAGCUGUUCCUAUUUCUACUGCAAAUAGUGACUUUAAAAAAGUCUUGGCACCUUGUGAGCAUAACUCCAUCCCGGGACCUACCAGGUGGCCGGUGGUGGGGAGCCUGCCGUAUCUAAUAAGAAAAGGAGGACUCCAAAAACAACACAUAACGCUGGUGGAAUUUCAUAAGAAAUUUGGGAAGAUUUUUAAGAUGAAAUUGGGUCCGAUUGAGUCAGUGUACGUUGGGGCUCCGUGCCUCCUGGAGGCUCUUUACCGCAGAGAAAGCAACCACCCCCAGCGCCUGGAGAUCAAGCCAUGGAAAGCUUACAGAGACUACAGAAAUGAAGCGUAUGGACUGCUCAUACUGGAAGGCAAGGACUGGCAAAGAGUGAGAAGCAUAUUCCAGAAAAAGUUAAUGAAGCCAACUGAAGUAAUAAAACUGGAUGGAAAAAUCAACGAGGUUCUGAAGGAUUUUAUUGGAAAAUUAGAGAAGCUUCGUGAUGAGACAGGCAAGAUUAAUGAUUUAUACCAGGAACUGAACAAAUGGUCCUUUGAAACAAUUUGUUUGGUGUUGUACAAUAAGCGACUCGGUUUUCUGGAACAACAUGUAGGUGAAGAAUCUUUGAACUUCAUUCAGUCUGUUAAAACUAUGAUGGAUACAUUUGGAAAAAUGAUAGUGACUCCAGUUGCACUUCAUAAGAGCCUUAAUACGCAGACUUGGAAGGACCAUACAGAAGCUUGGGAUAACAUAUUCAAAAUAGCAAAAUGUUACAUUGAUGGAAGACUGAACAGUGACUCAUCCUGCCCUGCCAAUGACUUCCUCUCAGACAUCUACAAUGACAGUAAACUAUCAAGAAAAGAGCUAUAUGCUACCAUCACUGAGCUCCAGAUUGGAGGAGUGGAGACGACUGCCAACAGUUUGCUAUGGGCCAUUUUCAAUCUCUCUCGCAAUACCAAAGUGCAAGAAAAACUUAAUGAGGAACUGCUGCGUGUGCUACCUAAAAACCAAACUCCAACUGCAGAAGAUAUUAAGAAACUGCCCUACCUGAAAGCUUGUCUGAAGGAGUCUAUGAGAAUUACUCCUUCUGUGCCCUUUACAAGUCGGACCUUGGAAGAAGAAAUCGUCCUUGGUGACUAUCUGCUGCCUAAGGGAACUAAUUUAAUGAUAAGCUAUCACGCGUUAGGAUGGAAUGAAGAAUAUUUUGAUGAUGGAAUGCAGUUCAAACCUGAGCGCUGGCUACAGGAUAAGGAUAAAAUCAAUCCUUUUGCUCACGUUCCAUUUGGGAUUGGAAAAAGGAUGUGUAUAGGCCGGCGGCUGGCAGAAUUGCAGAUUCAGUUGGCUCUCUGCUGGCUGGUACAAAGGUACAGAAUAGUGGCAACUGAUGAAGAUAAUGUGGAAGUACUGCAUUCUGGGAUAAUGUUGCCAAAUCGUGAGAUCCCUGUUGCGUUCCACAACCGUUAAAAGGAGCACCUUGAUUGUUCGAGCGCACAGCCAACCCUACGCUCUUGUUAACCCCGACAUUUUAUAAUCAGUCAAAAAGGCAUCACAAGGCCAAAAGAAUGUUGUGGGAGUGGAAGGAUUACAACACUUUUUCUGACUCACAGACGAUUACAGUCUACACCUGGUCUGAUAAGAAAUUUAGUAAUGCAACCUUAUUUUGACAGACCCAUUCACUGAGUAAUAGCCUUACAUACUGUACAUAUUGUAAAGAAAUACAACGUGAUAUUUGAUGCUUAAUAUUCUGUAAAGUUAUAAUGUAUUAUACACGUCUGUAUGUAAAAACAUAUAAAGUAAGGGUUUUCAAAUAACCAGAAGAAACUCUCUCCAUGAAACCUUGUGUCUGUGCCAGUACUCUGCAAACAAACUGUCCACACAGACCGGGUUGUUUUUAGGUGGAUUUGUGUUGUUGCUAUAAACAGCAGGUGUUAGACAAUCUACACAUUGUAAAUCUGCUAGAUGAAGGAAGGAUUUCAGACAGAGAAUACCUGUUUUUUUUUCUAGAUUAACUAGAAAAAUUGCAGCAAGUAUAGCUGAUGUAGAAAUUCACCUUCAAAGGUAGUGAUAAACAGGAUGUAUCACAUUGAAUUCAAUAUUCAAUUGUGCCUAUGAAAUGUAAAUCCAACCGUGAUGUACAAUAUGAGAUCAAAGUUAUUCCUCCCACUCUGUAUUGUUAUAUAGGGCGAAUCCCUCCUCCGCUUUCUUUGUUAUAUUUAAUUAUGUAAAUACCAUAGAUAUUAAUUAAACUGCAAAUUUAUACAUCAAAUCAAUAUUUACGUCCUUGUUUAAAUCCUGAAGUCUGCUGAUAAAUUAACAUUUAUGCCUGUUUGUGUUACAUAUAAAAUUGCACUCAAUUUAAAAUCCAAUUUAAAAGUUAAAGGCAUUUUCUGAUGUAUUAGUCAAUCAUAGAACUGAAACAAAUUUUACUGCCUGACUUGGGAAAAAAACAAUAUGCUAAUAAAAGAUAAUAAGAACAAUUUA